UCAAAAAUAAUUGUAUUGCAAAGAUAUUAAGAAUUCUCAGAAAAUGUUUACAAUAAACGAAACUGUAUCGUCAACAAUGACACUAUUAGCCACAACAACGGCUCAAUUGUCAUUGUUAGCAAUUUCUAGUACAACUUCCACAACAUUCGAACCGACAAAUGGAUCAACGGAAAUUCCUACAACGGACAGUCCAACAACACUUCAUAUAUCACCGGCCAUUUAUCCAACGGAACGAAAGUAUCCAAAUCCAUGCGUUAAAGAUUAUGAUCCAAAUAAAGAACUUUUUAAAUUCUACUGCUAUGGUGUGAUACUGAAUGUUAUUGGAAUUUUAGGGAUAUUAGGAAAUAUCAUUUCAAUGAUAAUCCUUUCACGACCACAAAUGCGAUCCAGUAUUAAUUAUCUACUAAUUUGUUUAGCCCUAUGUGAUACCGUUUUAAUUUUAGCCAGUAUAUUAUUGUUUGGUUUAUCCUCCAUUUAUCCAUAUACUGGAUGGAUGUUUACGUAUUAUUUUUAUGUCUGGCCACAUUUGUCCUUAUUAGUAUAUCCGUUAACUGGAAUGGCACAAACAGUAUCAGUGUAUUUAACAUUAACAGUGACAUUAGAACGUUUUGUAGCAGUGUGUCAUCCAUUACGGGCCCGAUCACUUUGUACACUGGGUCGAGCACGUUUAUAUGUGAUAGUGAUUAUAAUAUUUUCUGUGCUAUAUAAUUUUCCAAAAUUUUUUGAACCGUCAAUGGGAGAAGCAAAGUUUGUUGUGAAUGUAAAGUUGAAUGUGACUGUGUAUUGUGUUGGUGCGUCAAAUUUACGUUUGGAUGAGAACUAUAUUAAAAUUUACACACAUUGGUUAUAUUUAGUGUUUUUGUAUUUUAUACCGUUCAGUAGUUUAGCUGUAUUAAAUGCAGCUAUUUAUCGGCAGGUGCGUAAAGCAAACGCUGAACGACAACGUUUAUCAAGGCUGCAACGACGUGAAAUUGGUUUGGCAACAAUGUUAUUAUGUGUUGUUAUGGUAUUUUUUCUUUGCAACAUACUACCAUUAGUGGUGAACGUAAUGGAAGCAUUUUGGAAGGAAAUGUUAGAUGAAAUGGUGCAAACCAGCAAUCUAUUAGUGACAAUUAAUUCUAGUGUGAAUUUCAUUAUUUAUGUAAUAUUUGGUGAAAAAUUCAAGAGGAUUUUUUUACGGUUAUUUUGCAGUCACGGGAUAUUCGGCACAACAAUAGGACGCGAAUCACCAGACGGUGCAACGCACGACGACAGUCUAGCUUCAACGGCAGAUCGUCAGAGCAUUCGUUUACAUCGACAAAACACCGCGUUAAGUAGGAAUGGCAUGUCAACACGAGUCGUAAACGGCUCAGUAACUAAUGGAAAAGAUCGUAGUCGUAGUGUUCGUGCACGGCCACCAAGUCCAGGUCCAUGUGUUUAUUAUCCAGCGUCACGUGGCUGCAAAGACAUUAGUAUAGUCCCCACAAUACCAACCACAAUGACUAUAAUUAUAAGAGAUGUAUCCUCACCAACAGGUUCUGAAUGGGAAAACGGAGGAAAUAAUAGUACAGGAUUUUAAUUAUAAAAUCAUUAUGCUCAUUAAAAAUAAUAUAUAAAAUUGUUUUAUUUUUCUACCAAUUAUUUGUUUAGGUAACCGCAUACAAGGCUUUAAAAGAAUUUUAAGCGUCGAUUAUUGUAGGUUUUUACUUUUCCAUAAAUAAGCCUAAAAAUAAGUGAAUUUAGCAAUUUUCACGCAUCGAUUAUUCAUAUGUAAAGUAUGCAAUUGUAAGGGAAUUUGGCAUAUAUAUAGUCUAAAUAAAAAAUGGAAAGAUCUUUUUGAAAAAUAAAAAAUUGAUUUUAGCAUCGCAUGACCGGGACGGGGGUGCACAAAUAACUGUACAAAAGUUAGAAGUACAAAAGUGGGGUGCACAAAUAGGUGUUUUAACAGUCUCUUAAAUCCAAAAUUUUAACAUUAUAUGACUUAUUAUUUUACCCUUAUACGGAUAUGUAAAGGCCGAAAGUGCUGACGUCAUGCCGAAACUAAUUAAAAUUGAUUCAGGGAUGUGCAAAAUAUU
Chrysoperla carnea is the source of this 2054-nucleotide messenger RNA. Its product is annotated as FMRFamide receptor. Gene Ontology annotation, cellular component: membrane. The transcript has 3 exons. The record is from RefSeq and is a predicted model, not a curated record. The coding region runs from base 44 to 1558 and encodes 504 amino acids. Gene Ontology annotation, biological process: G protein-coupled receptor signaling pathway. Gene Ontology annotation, molecular function: G protein-coupled receptor activity. NCBI's taxonomy places the organism in Eukaryota, Metazoa, Arthropoda, Insecta, Neuroptera, Chrysopidae.